Messenger RNA from Pyrus x bretschneideri (Chinese white pear), 1736 nucleotides. RefSeq names its product probable disease resistance protein At4g27220. The transcript has 2 exons. NCBI's taxonomy places the organism in Eukaryota, Viridiplantae, Streptophyta, Magnoliopsida, Rosales, Rosaceae. Gene Ontology annotation, molecular function: protein binding. The record is from RefSeq and is a predicted model, not a curated record. Bases 139 to 1668 code for a protein of 509 amino acids.
UGGGUUUGUUUAAGAACUUCGAUUUUGUUUAAGAACUUCGAUUCAGUGGAGGACGCACGAUAUGCAUUGCACGCGUGGAUUGAAGAGCUUAAAGAUUCUGGUCUGUUACUCGACACCAAGAACAAUACAUUAAUCACAAUGCAUGAUUUGUUACGUGAUGUUGCCAUCUCGAUUGCAUCCAAAGGCCACGGUGCCUUAGUAAGAGCACAACGAGAUGUCUUGAAGGAAUGGCCAAACAAUAAGGAUUUUUCUGAAAAUUGCACAAUGAUCUCUUUGUCUUGCAAAAACAUCCCUAGGCUUCCUGAAGUUUUGAAAUGCCAACAACUGGAGUAUUUUUAUUUGCACUUUAAUCGUGACUUGCUUGAAAUCCCAGGUAACUUCUUUGAGGAGAUGAAAGAGCUUAAAGUUAUGGAUUUAACCGGUGCGCGUAUUUCGUCGCUGCCUCCAUCUCUUCUGCUCCUAGAAAAUCUUCGUACAUUGUGUUUAGAUGGUUGCGUGUUGGGAGACAUAACUCUAGUCGGACAACUAUUGCAACUAGAAAUGCUCAGCUUUAUAAAUUCCAAGUUUAAAGAGUUGCCCGAAGAAAUAGGGAAAUUGACUCGUCUUCGACUGCUGGAUUUAAGCUGGUGCUUUGAACUCAAAGUGAUUUCACCUAAUGUUAUAUCACGUUUGACAAGUCUAGAAGACUUGAGAAUGAAAGGCAGCUUCAAUGGAUGGGUGCCCGAAGGAGUAACCGGAGAAAGAAGUAAUGCUAGCCUUUCAGAACUGAAGGACUUGCCUCGUUUAGCUGCAUUAAGCAUACAUGUUCCAGAUGCUGGCAGUAUUCCGAGGGACUUGUUCACUGACAAGUUAAAAAGAUAUGAAAUAUUAAUCGGUGCUUCGUGGGAAUGGUAUGAUGCGGAUGAAACCCUCAACACAUUGAAGCUAAAGCUCCCAACUGGCUGUGAAUUGGACCAUGGUCUAGAAAUGUUGUUGAAGAGAUCAUGUGAAAAUUUGUAUUUGGAUGGGUCGGAGGGAGCUGAUAAUGUUGUGUACCACUCAGGUAGUGAAGAUUUUCAACAACUCAAGCAUCUCCAUGUCCAAAACAAUGCCCAAUAUACACAUAUCAUUACUGAGGAGGUUGUGUUGCGAAACUUAACAAGCUUGCAGGUGCGUGAUUGUAAUAGUUUAACUUUUGUGUUAUCGUCUUCCAUGGCUAGAAAUCGUGUAUCAAUGGAAGAGAUAGUGUCAACAACAGAAUAUGGUUGUUCUGCAUUGAAGGAUAUAAGGUCAUCUGCUAUUCCCUGCCAGAAUUUAACAACUUUGGAGGUAGUUGGUUGUUGCAACUUGAAAUAUUUAGCAACAUAUACGAUAGCCAAAACUUUAAAGCGGCUAAGAACAAUGAGGGUUGCCAGAUGUGAAAGAAUGACAGAAAUAGGGGCAACGACAUCAGAUGGAGAUGAUGCAGGAAAUGAUGGUGAGAUUUCUUUUUGCCAGUUGCAACGUUUGAACCUUUUAUCUCUACCAAGUCUGCAAGAUUUCUUCUCUGGAAAUUGCAUUGUCAAAUUCCCAUCCUUGAAAACUGUAAAUAUAUUCGAAUGCCCUAAGUUGAAGAUUAACAGCUUUGAGUGGAAGAGUUCCCCAGAACUACAAGGAGUGCAGAUAACAGAAGAUUAUUUGUGGCGGUGACGAGGAUGAAGAUGAUGACUGUUGAUGCAGAUGAUGGUGUUGGUGAGGGUGACGAUGUUAAUGAUGAC